GCGCACGCCGCUCCCUUUUUUUUUCCCCCUCCCUCAAGGAAGGAACGGUCUCAGGCACGUCUGGGAGGGAAAGCCCACAGUCUGCAAAAGUUACGAGGAAUCCCACGAAAAACUACCGGUAAUGCCGUUCUCGAGAAAGAGGCCUUGUAGGAGCUUGCGAGACGCCUCAGCACGUCACAUCGUAGUCGCCCUCACCGCUUGGCUCCUCCUCUCCUUAGCGUUGCCCUCCUCGGCAGAUUCUGCCGGCUACGAUAUGAGCGAAGUGCGUCUGACGGCUACCGCAAGCAGCGCUUACCUCACCUACGCCAGCUCCGCCAAUGUCUGUUCCAGCCUCGGCGGCACGUUGAUUCCCGACGCCACCAACGCAAUGCACGCCGCCAUCAAAACGAUCAUGAUGGAGCACGUCGACACCGGACGCUUCUUCACCUACCUCGGCGGGUCAACGCGGUUGUCGGCGAACUGCCCAAAAAAUGUUGCAUCGACGAACUGCGUAUGGUAUUGGGACGUCGGCCGGUACGCGGGGAUCGAGAACGCGGUGCCCUUCUACGUCGGCAAUUUCCACGCCUACGUGCAGGGCUACGGUGGGCUGCAGGGGUCGAGGCCGCUUGACAUCGCGAUGAUGUACUGGCUGACGAACGACAAUCGUGACGCCAUCUACCCUGGUGAAGCGUACGGGCAGUACAUCAUGAUGAUGCGUUUGAGUACAGCUGGUUUUCCGAGCUGGAUCGACGCCUAUGAGACGAUGUACCCGUAUAGGAAUACGGUGCCGAUGCCGAGCGGUAGCUUUUUUGUGGGGUGCUUGAACGUUGUGGCGACCACCACCACCACCACCACCACCACCACCACCACCACCACCACCACCACCACCACGACCACCAGCACGACGACCACCACCACGACCACGACCACACCAAUCCCGGAUGUGCCAAGCACCUCAUCGACCAGCACCACGACACCUUCUACUAAGCCUUCCUCCAGUUCCGCGGCGUCUUCCACCGCGUCUUUGACCACGACCACCACGAUGCAACCACCUGAUCUUCCGACUGCAGCUCCAAACGAUUCGUUGUCGGAGCCGAAACAUGCGGGCGUCGGCAUGUGGGUCGGCAUCGGCGUCGCCAUCGUCAUUGUCGCUGUCAUCGGUGUGGUCCUUCUCGUAUGCUGUGCGCGCAAACACCGCUGGUGGUGCUUUGCCCCGGCCGCCACUCGAGCCGCUUCCAGCGUGCACCUCUCGCGCUCCUCGUCGCCGACGCCCAUCUCGGAUACGACGGGGGACACCAAAUCAACCCACUCCUCUUUCGACUCGGACGAGGACGAAGAUGUGUUGUACGAGUCGGAACGGUCCUUCAACACCAACGACUACCCACCGACGGAAAAGGCACGUGUGCGGACGGCCUACUUCGCCCCUGCACAGUCGAGGUCGCUCGCCACCUUCGUGGCCCCUGCGGAGGUCUCACCUUCGCCCGCUUCGCCGAACUUCGAAGCUUCUCUCAGCAACUCGUCUACCGCAUCGAGGGUGGCCGACGCGGUUACGCCGUCCGUCUCGCCGGCGCCGUUUGACGAAGCUUUCUUCCGGGAUGACUCCUUCAGCGGCUCUCUGUUCAGCUCGUCCGCGUCGGUGCGACGGAUGCGGCGCCAUCCGAAGGUGAGCUUUCUGGACUGA
Molecule: messenger RNA, 1660 nt
Organism: Leptomonas pyrrhocoris
Lineage: Eukaryota; Euglenozoa; Kinetoplastea; Trypanosomatida; Trypanosomatidae
Exons: 1
Coding region: 254-1660 (468 amino acids)
Source: RefSeq, a predicted model, not a curated record